Messenger RNA from Eublepharis macularius, 1623 nucleotides. RefSeq names its product homogentisate 1,2-dioxygenase (gene HGD). The record is from RefSeq and is a predicted model, not a curated record. Gene Ontology annotation, molecular function: homogentisate 1,2-dioxygenase activity. The coding region runs from base 154 to 1467 and encodes 437 amino acids. Gene Ontology annotation, biological process: L-phenylalanine catabolic process. Gene Ontology annotation, cellular component: cytoplasm. Lineage: Eukaryota; Metazoa; Chordata; Lepidosauria; Squamata; Eublepharidae. The transcript has 14 exons.
GACUGCCAUCACUUUGCCUUGGCCGGUUCCCAACUGUCACUGCAAGAGAAUCUGCCGGAGUGCCUCGUCUCUGAAACCAACCAUCCCACCGUUUAGGACCAAACCUUUGGUUGGGCAACUGUCCUGUCCAGAAAGUCAAGGAAGGAGGAAAGAAUGGCUGAGCUGAAGUACAUGUCAGGAUUUGGGAACGAGCACUGCUCCGAAGAUCCCCGCUGCCCCGGAGCCUUACCACAAGGACAGAAUAAUCCCCAGGUCUGCCCGUAUGGUUUGUAUGCUGAGCAGCUCUCAGGCUCUGCAUUUACCUGCCCACGAUCUUCCAACAGGAGAAGUUGGCUGUAUAGGAUCCUUCCCUCAGUUUGCCACAAGCCCUUUCAGCCACUGGGUCAGGGCCACCUGACGCAUAACUGGGAUGAAGCAGAGCCGGAACCCAACCAGCUCAGAUGGAAACCUUUUGAGAUACCUACAGCAUCACAGAGAAAGCUGGACUUUGUGACAGGGCUACACACUUUGUGUGGGGCUGGAGAGCCCAGGUCUAGGAACGGGCUGGCAAUCCACGUCUUCAUUUGUAACACUUCCAUGGUCAACAGAUGCUUCUACAAUGCAGAUGGGGACUUUCUGAUUGUACCACAGCAAGGGAAGCUGCUUGUCACUACAGAGUUCGGCAAACUACUGGUGGAGCCCAAUGAGAUCUGUGUCAUUCAGCAAGGGAUGCGCUUCAGUAUGGAAGUGUUUGGGGAAACUCGGGGUUACGUCCUGGAAAUCUAUGGAGGACAUUUUGAGCUGCCUGACCUUGGACCAAUUGGAGCUAAUGGUUUGGCCAACCCACGAGAUUUCCUUGUGCCAGUUGCCUGGUAUGAAGACCGCCAAGCCAGCGAAGGGUACACCAUUAUCAGCAAGUACCAGGGGAAGCUCUUUGCAGCACAGCAGACAAGUUCUCCAUUCAAUGUUGUGGCCUGGCAUGGGAACUACACACCAUACAAGUAUGAUCUCAGCAAUUUCAUGGUCAUCAAUACUACAUCUUUUGACCACGCGGAUCCUUCUAUCUUCACGGUCUUGACGGCAAAGUCAACUCGUCCUGGAGUGGCUAUCGCUGAUUUUGUUAUCUUUCCACCGCGCUGGGGAGUGGCCACCAACACUUUCCGUCCACCUUAUUACCAUCGGAACUGCAUGAGUGAGUUUAUGGGCCUGAUCAAAGGAAGUUAUGAGGCAAAGGAACAAGGAUUUCUACCUGGAGGGGCCACAUUGCACAGUAUGAUGACACCCCAUGGACCGGAUGCUGAGUGUUUUGAGAAAGCAAGUACAAGGAAACUGGAGCCUGAGAGAGUUGCCGAAGGAACAAUGGCCUUCAUGUUUGAGUCUUCCUUGAGCAUGGCUGUCACCAAAUGGGGUCUGAAAACCUGCCUGGAUAAGACAUACUACAAGUGUUGGGAACCUCUCAAGAGCCACUUUAAUCCCAAGCACAAGUGAAAUGACCGGAGAUGCAUGUACCAAUUUGUUGCUUGCACAGCCUAAAGGAUUCCCAGGGAAACAGUGACUUGCCCUCUUCUAACGGCAGAAAUCCAAUGAGCAGCUGGCAGCAGGAGGAACGAGCAAGUUAAUAAACAAUAAAGCCACUAAUCUUAA